This is a messenger RNA of Penicillium verhagenii, 1563 nucleotides long. RefSeq lists its product as uncharacterized. Bases 1 to 1563 code for a protein of 520 amino acids. The transcript has a single exon. Lineage: Eukaryota; Fungi; Ascomycota; Eurotiomycetes; Eurotiales; Aspergillaceae. Gene Ontology annotation, biological process: regulation of transcription by RNA polymerase II. Gene Ontology annotation, cellular component: nucleus. The record is from RefSeq and is a predicted model, not a curated record. Gene Ontology annotation, molecular function: RNA polymerase II cis-regulatory region sequence-specific DNA binding; DNA-binding transcription factor activity, RNA polymerase II-specific.
AUGUCGGACAGGAAUGGACCACCGAGCUUGCCUCCCUCUCCCCCGAGUGAGCAAUUGAUCGAGAGAGAUUUCCCCAGGGCAUUUACAGAUGCUACUGGCCAGGUCUUCUAUUCCCCUGGCGACCAGACCAUAGUAAGUACCCUGGGCUCUUUGGUGCCCCUCCUUUGUAAUUCAAGACUUGCCUCGAUCCCAGAUUCUAAUGCUCUUAAAGAUUCGUUCUCAGCCAUCAACUUUCUGGCAUUCCUCUAUGCCAACUUCUCACCCGGUAAGUUCGAAUCUCUCUAUAUUUUAUUUGAUGGGCAUCGAGUUAAUCAAGAAACCCAGAUAAUCCAUGAUCCGGCGAUGAAUACACCAUCUACCACCAGCUGUGAAGAACUUGGUAGAAUUUCCGCCUCCCCAACCCCAAGUUGGUCACCACUUCCACAGCGUCGGGCUGGAACUCCCCGUCGCCCCCGUGAACGACGCCCCCGCCGGGCCAGCACCAAACGCAAGGCGAAAACAGAGAUUGACAUCGAUGAACCAUUUAGCAUCUCCACUGCUCAUAUGACGAAUAUCCCCAUCCGUGAUAUGCAUGCUUGGGCCCACCGACCGGCUGAAGAACGUCAUGAACAGGCCAGACAGAAGAACAAAAUCCCUCGGCCAAUGAAUGCCUUCAUGAUGUAUCGUUCUGCCUAUGCGGAGCGAGCAAAGGCUUUUCUACACCAGAAUAACUAUCAGUUUGUCAAUAGCUGGAUUGCCGCCAGCUGGGACAUAGAAACCGAAGACCUUAAGAACUACUACAGGGACAUCGCUUCUCUUGAGAGUAAAAACCACCACUUUGUACACCCACAGUACAAGUUCUCGCCAAACCGGGGACCAGUGGUCGCAGCAGUUGCAGAGCCAGUCGCUCCAUCCCACCCUGGUCCCUUCGUGGCGGACCAUGGCAGCCCUGCAUGGAGCGAUCUUGACUAUGCGCCAUCUCAGGCUUCAUUCCACGAGCGGUCUCACAGUCUGCCCACUGACGUUGUGUACCACAGUCGAUCAACCACGCCGAUGAACUCUAUUCAAGAGAUGUCUUCCUUUGGACAACCAGUUUGGUCUGGUGGAUAUCCAAUGCAGAACUACAACACUGCCUUGCAAAUGAUGACGACCCCCUAUGAGGACAUGUAUCAGGGCCACCGCAGGUGGACCGUUUCCAAUGGCCUUAAUGGACUUCCUGGUGGCUCUCACCAUGAUCUCCUGCAACCUCAUCACAACGACGCUAUCUCCGGUCGUGUCUCUGUGGAGGGAAGCUUGGACCCCCAGGUGCUCAGCUACAAGGUUGAGUCCGAAGACACAUCCAUCUUGACCCCUGCGUAUUCUGCAGUUCCAAACCCCUACCCGGAAUGGAAUGAACGGGACACAUACCUGGGUGUGCCGGCUGUGUCGGGUGCGUCCAGCCCGGCUCAAUACCCCCAGGCUCCAUUGAUGUCCUCGUCUCUCCCCACAAGCUUGCAACAUAACCCCUCGUGGGACCCCAACCACUACCAUAGUCUCAAUGAUAUGGGUGAGUCGUGGGAAGCAGCUCCUCUGUCGAAACUCUAG